Messenger RNA from Penicillium maclennaniae, 639 nucleotides. RefSeq names its product putative DRAP deaminase. Bases 1 to 639 code for a protein of 212 amino acids. The record is from RefSeq and is a predicted model, not a curated record. Gene Ontology annotation, molecular function: catalytic activity. NCBI's taxonomy places the organism in Eukaryota, Fungi, Ascomycota, Eurotiomycetes, Eurotiales, Aspergillaceae. The transcript has a single exon.
AUGCAUCUCCCUCGCGGAGCAAUCACCUCCCGACCGACAAAUUUUCGCGUUGGCGCAAUUCUCCUCUCCCGUAAAGACGGCGAUGUCUCUGGCAUCGACGACAGGAACCUCUCCACCGGUUACACAAUGGAAUUAGCAGGAAACACGCAUGCCGAACAAUGCUGCCUCUCGAACUACGCCGCCGUGCACAGAGUUCCCGACGAUGAAGUAUCCACCGUACUCCCCGUUGAAGCGGGCCGGAAACUCAUCAUGUAUGUGUCGAUGGAGCCAUGCGGGAAGCGACUUUCAGGGAACGCGCCGUGCGUGCAGCGCAUCACGAAGACGCGAGAGGGUGGUCGGGAGGGAAUCCAGAAGGUUUAUUUCGGAGUCAAAGAGCCUGGAACUUUUGUGGGAGAGUCGGAGGGGUGUAAGAUGUUGACUGCCGCGGGGAUUGAGUGGGAACAUGUGGCCGGGUUUGAGAGGGAAAUUCUGUCGGUUGCAUUUGCUGGACAUGAGAAUGCGGAGGCGAAGGUGAAGGCUGCGCUGGGUGAGCAGGGGACCAAUGUUGAUGAUAUUAGUGGAGAGGAGAGGAAGAAACAAGAAGAGGCUCCCAGGAAUCCGAAGAAGAGAAUGAUGGAGGGGGAAACGAUGCUCUAUUAA